This is a messenger RNA of Gopherus flavomarginatus (Mexican gopher tortoise), 3754 nucleotides long. RefSeq names its product leucine rich repeats and IQ motif containing 3 (gene LRRIQ3). The coding region runs from base 114 to 2042 and encodes 642 amino acids. The transcript has 8 exons. NCBI's taxonomy places the organism in Eukaryota, Metazoa, Chordata, Testudines, Testudinidae. The record is from RefSeq and is a predicted model, not a curated record. Gene Ontology annotation, molecular function: protein binding.
CCAUGGUAACCGCCAGACAAACAAGGUCGCAGCUCCCUGCAGCUCCGCCGCCGGCCGGGCUGGGCACGGGACGCGGAUCUCUUGUGGAUGAACCACAGAGCAAAUAACCAGCCAUGGAGAAAUUAACAGAACACCUUGUUUCUACUUCUGAAAAUCUGUUACUCAAAUAUGGACAAACUACCAGUCAAGCCCACCUAAAGAAGCUGAAAGAUAUCAUUAUAGUUCAAUUAAAUGGGCUAUAUUUAAAGAAUGUGAGACAUUUGCAAUACUGUGUUUUGCUUAAAGUAUGCAUCCUGUCUAAUAAUUAUAUUACAGAUAUUGAUGCACUUGAAUGUUGUACUAAUUUAGUUAAGCUGGAUCUCCAUGGAAAUCAGAUACAGCAUCUUCCUGCCCCAACGUUUUGGGAAGGCAUGAAGGAAUUAAAUCUACUCUAUCUUCAUGACAAUGGAAUUGGAAAACUGGAUAAUGUGCAUUCGUUAUCUUUCUGCCCUAAUCUGAUUGGCCUCACCUUGUUUGAUACUCCACUGAGUCUAAGAAUAGCAUAUAGGCAUAUUGUUGUUAACAGCAUUUUAUCUCUCAAAGCAUUGGAUUACUAUGUAAUUUCUGAUCAGGAAAUUGUUGAGAACUGGAAACUUCCCCCAAAAUAUAAACCAUUUAACCCUAGCUUUUUCCUUGAUUUUUGCCAUGCUCCUAGAAAGGAAGCAACCGUUGAGGAGGAGAUAAAUGUGGUAAAAGAUAUCAUUGCAAAAAUCAAUCACAUUCUAGCUCAUCACUCACCAGUUGUGAUUGUUCAAAGAUGGAUAAGGGGAUAUUUAACUAGAAAAAGAUUUGGCAAAAUUCCUUUGGAUGAAGUUCUUCCACAGAGACAUAUCAGAGAUGGAGUGAAACAAACUUACAGUCAAAGCAUACUUCCAGUAUGUGAUAGUAAAAGCUUUAUGUAUCACAUCAUUAAGCCAGAACAGAAUACUGAGGACAAAAAGCUUACAUCUGGGAAACAAGUCUUAUAUAUGAAUAAUUUUAAAAAGCUUCCUAUUUUAUGUCUGAGAAGAAAAAAACAACCGGUUUUCUCCAUUUCACCCACGUUGAGAAAAAAAGAAAAAAAGAAAAAACUAGAGGAACAAAGAAUUCCAUUGAGGAAGGGUGUCUUGGACCUGGAGAAACCUAAUAUGGAAGAGCAGGUGGGAACUAAAUUUAGGCUUUCAGUUUGUAAAGCUGCUUUUCAUUCAGUGAAGGAUAAGCUGAUGAUAUUUCAAAAGAAAGAGGAAGAAAUUUGGCAUGCUGUACACCCGUUUCAUUCUCUUGUUCAUCCUGCUCCACAGCUUAAAACUGUGAAUCACCCAGUAAGUAUAGAGAAGAGGAUUUUUGCUAGAAUGUAUGGAUCUGUAAGACUUGGACCAUUUUAUGUUAUUGAUAAAACCUACAGAGAGAGUAAGAGAUGCGAGAUCCAAACUAAAAAGAUAUGUAGGGUUAUGCAGAUGCAAAUUGCCAAAGGUGAAGCUGACUACUGUAUUAAGGGUUUUCUUGAGGAAAAAAAGAAUGGUGUUCAGAAAAGAUGCAAAGAAGAAGACAUUAGAAUUCAAGAAGCUUUACAACAACAUCAAUUGAGAAGAUCAGGAUUUAUUGAAAAAGUAAGGCAAAGGCAUGGUCGGUUUUUAGAAACCAAGAACCAAAAAGCAUCAGAGUAUUCAUUAAUUCAAGACUUCAGCAUUCAGCAUGCUUCUUUGACACAGAGUUUGUUUAGACUUGACAAAUUGAGAAAAAGUGAGGAAACCAUAAAGGAAAGAAAGAACAUUGUUAUGGAAAACAAAGAAGAUAUGGAAAAAUGGAAGGAGCUGGUUAAAAAUUUUCAGGAGCAGAGGCAAUUGAUGUUACGAAAAGAAAACUUAGCAGAAAAAGUAGUUCUGGGUUCCAUUGUUUCUCAAAAGACUAGUGAGAGAUUACAGCAAGCCAAGGCAAAAGUUGCAGCUGUAAAGGAUCGUCAAGCCAAUAUGAACAUUAUGAUCAGGCUGCCAUUAAGCUGCAGUACAAUAAAGCAUGUAUAAUAAACUCCAGUGUUUAAGAUGCUAACUUGCAACAUUGUAAGUGAAUAUAAACCAAAGCGUGUCUUUUUAUUUAAAUGCUAAAUGUGGAAGUCUGUACUCUCAUCAUUUAAACUGAACUUCCAGGCCUUCAUUUAAGAAAAAAAACAUAACGAAGAGAGACAGUUAUGUUUGUUUACUUCUAGAAUGUAUAAAAGUGUAAUGCUAAGUGUACUUUCAACCUUGGUCUUAUGUUAAAAAAAUCAACAUUUACUAUUAGAUACCACACCCUAGUGUAUGAUAUAGCUCAGUAUUUUCCUAACCUUAGAAGUGACUGUGAUAUUUCAGAUUGCAUUGUGUGGCAAUUGGUGGUAAAUGUUUACUUUUAAAUGGCGAGGACUACAAGUGUGCAUACAGUUAUCAUCUGUACUUACUCUGAAAACUAAAUUAUUCAGUGCGACAAAAAUAAUAGGGUUUUUAUGGUUGCUAAUGUACCAAAUAGCAAGAGUGCAAUUAAAAUUUUGACUACAGUUAUUGCAGACAGUGCUGCUCAAGCUUUGCCUCAGUAAAUGUAUACAUACAACAAUGCCAUAAACAUUUAUCUCUAGGUAGAAUGUAUUUUCUGUUUCAUUCUGGCAACCCCUGGUGCAUUUUCUCCUAGCUGCUAACUUUCAUUAGCACGCUGUGUACUUUGAUUAGUCUCAUUAGCUACUUUCGUACAUGUAAUUAAUUAUGUUUCUAGUUUAUUCUACUUAGAUUCUUUUUAUACAUAGUUCUGUGUAUGUCUAUAUAAAAUAUGAACCACAAGGUGGGUGAGGUAAUAUCUUUUAUUGGACUAAGAGAGAAGAUCUCUCACCAACAGAAGAUAUUUCCUCACCCACCUUGUCUCUCUAAUAUCCUGGAACCAACACGGAAACAACUACACUGCAUAUAUAAAAUAUAGUAAUUUUUAUUAUAAUUAUAAUUAUAUCUUCCUUGUGCCAGUGUUGGCACGCAGGGCAGAAACUAGUUUCUUCCAGUACUCUCAUUUGCUGCUACUUCUGCACUUUGAUGUGGCUGUAGGUCCCAAGCCUGGAUAAAGUUGAGAGGAUUGAUAACACAGCUAACCACCUAGCCUAAUUUAAAAAAAAAAGUCACUGGGUAAAGAACAGAAUCAGGCUACCAUUCUGAUAAAAAUGGCUACUCAGUAGGGAACACUGCUGAUCCUUCAUUCUACAUGGUGGUAAAAACCAGUUUUGGGAAGUCAGGAUCCCGAAAACUUUGAUAUAGCAGCAAGAAAACACUUUAAAGUUGUUUUUUGGAAAGUGAGAACAAUGUUUCAAACAUAAAUAGUCUAACAGGUCAUGAGGGAGAUGGAUAACUAUAAACUUUAGUAUAUUAAUUUUGCUAAAUAAAUAUCUUGUGGGUAGGUCCCCUGUCAUAAACAGAUAGUUAAAGGUUAAUGUCUCUUUUACCUGUAAGGGGUUAAAAAGCUUAGUAAACCUGGCUGACACCUGACCAGAGGACCAAUCAGGGGACAAGAUACUUUCAAAUCUCGGUGGAGGGAAGUCUUUGUUUGUGCUUUUUGUUUUGGGAGUUGUUCGCUCUUGGGGCUAAGAGGGACCAGACGUGCACCCCAGGUUUUCUCCAAUCUUUAUGAAUCAGUCUCUCAUGUUUCAAAAUAGUAAGUACUAGCUAGAAAAGGGGGAUUAGUCAUGUUUGUUUUCUUAACUUGUAAAUGUGUAUUUUGCUGGAAG